Molecule: messenger RNA, 684 nt
Organism: Vollenhovia emeryi
Lineage: Eukaryota; Metazoa; Arthropoda; Insecta; Hymenoptera; Formicidae
Exons: 3
Source: RefSeq, a predicted model, not a curated record
AUGGAUCGGUACAAGAAGAAAAAGAAAAUAAGUGCUAUUCUAAUGUUUUUAGUUUUGAAAUCACAGUAUGAAAAAGAGAAUAAGAUACUUCCAGAAAAAAGAAUGUGGAUUAAAUCGUGGAAAACUCGAAGGAAACAGCAAGGUUGUUUUCAUAACCUUUUUAUGGAGUUACAAUUAGAAGAUCCAGAGAAAUAUCGAAGAUGUCUUCGUAUGACUGCAGAUAUAUUUGAAGAUCUUGUGGAAAAAUUGAGCCUACUAAUUAAAAGACAAGAUACUCAUCUCCGAGAAAGUAUUUCACCUGCAGAAAGGCUUGUUGUGACAUUACGUCAUUUGGCAACAGGCGAAACUCAAGAAUCAUUAUCUUACAGUUUUCGUCUUGGACAAAGUACUAUAUCUGGGAUUAUAAAGGACACUUGUCGCGCCCUCAUUUCUGUUUUGCAAGAAAAACAUCUUAAAUUUCCCGACAGUGAAUUGGCUAGGAAAGUAAUUGCCCAUGAUUAUAUGGAUAGAUGGAAUUUUCCAAAUUGCUUGGGUGCCAUGGAUGGCAAACAUUGUUUGAUAGAUCCUCCACUUCAGUCUGGUUCUUCAUAUUUUAAUUACAAGGAAAAGUUCAGUAUUGUUCUUUUGGGGCUUGUGGAUGCUGAACUCAGAUUUAUAUUUGUUGAUGUGGGCACAAAUGGACGA